AUGGAGGGGGUGAGCGCGCUGCUGGCCCGCUGCCCCACGGCGGGCCUGGCCGGCGGCCUGGGGGUCACCGCCUGCGCCGCGGCCGGCGUGCUGCUCUACCGGAUCGCGCGGAGGACGAAGCCGACACACACCACCGUCAACUGCUGGUUCUGCGCGCAGGACACGGUGGUGCCCUACGGGAACCGCAACUGCUGGGACUGCCCCCACUGCGAGCAGUACAACGGCUUCCAGGAGAACGGCGACUACAACAAGCCGAUCCCCGCGCAGUACCUGGAGCACCUGAACCACGUGGUGAGCAGCGCGCCCAGCCCCCGCGCGCCCGCGCAGCCCCAGCAGUGGGUGAGCAGCCAGGUGCUGCUGUGCAGGAGGUGCAGCCACCACCAGACCGCCAAGAUCAAGCAGCUGGCCGCCUUCUCGCCUCGGGAUGAGGGCAGGUAUGACGAGGAGAUCGAGGUGUACCGGCACCACCUGGAGCAGAUCUACAAGCUGUGCCGGCCGUGCCAGGCGGCCGUGGAGCACUACCUCAAGCACCAGAACCGCCAGCUGCGCGCCCUGCUCGUCAGCCACCAGUUCCGGCGCCGGGAGGCCGACCAGAGCCACACGCAGAGCUUCUGCUCGUCCGCGGUGAAGGCCCCAGUCCAGGUCAUCGUGCUUCGCGCCCUCGCCUUCCUGGCCUGUGCCUUCCUGCUGGCCACCACGCUGGAUGGCACCAGCGACCCCUUUGCCCCGGGGGCCACCCUGCCCCCAGCUUUGCCCCCUGGGGGCAAUGGCUCGGCUGCCCCUGACAACGGCACCGCCCCGGAGGCUGAGGGCUGGCGGCAGCUGCUGGGCCUGCUGCCGGAGCACGUGACCGAGCAGCUGCAGGGGGCCUGGGCCUACGGGCGGGGCCACCAGACGGGCGUCGUGGUGUUGGGCCUGCUCACCUGCCUUCUGGCCCUGCUGCUGGCCGGCCGCGUCAGGCUCCGGAGGAUUGAUGCCUUCUGCACCGGCCUGUGGGCGCUGCUGCUGGGCCUGCACCUGGCCGAGCAGUACCUGCAGGCCCCCUCGCCCAGCUGGCUGGACACGCUCAAGUUCGGCACCAUGUCCCUGUGCUGCCUGGUGGGCCUGAUGGCGGCCGUGGCCACAAGGAAGGCGACGGGCCCACGGAGGUUCCGGCCCCGAAGGUACCUCCCCGGAGACUCGGCCGGCCUCUUCCCCGCGUGCCCCAGCCUGGCCGUCCCCUACCCGGGCGUCGCAGCCUCUUCGCCGUCUCUCUUCCUCCCCGCCUCGCCCGGCUUCCUGCCCCUCAGCAGCCAGCAGCUGUUCCGCUCUCCCCGGCGGGCCUCGCCCUCCUCGCUGCCGGGCCGCCUCAGCCGGGCCCUCUCGCUGGGCACCAUGCCCUCUCUGACCCGAGCAGACUCGGGGUACCUGUUCAGCGGGAGCCGCCCGCCGUCGCAGCUGUCUCCGACGGGGGAGGCGCCUGUUCCAGAUUACUACUCUCUGCUGCUGGGGAGCUGCCCCUCAUCCCCGUUCCCGUCCCCGGCGCCCUCCGUGGCCGGCUCGGUGGCCUCCAGCACCGGCUCGCUGCGCCACCGCAGGCCCCUCAUCAGCCCGGCCCGGCUCAACCUGAAGGGGCAGAAGCUGCUGCUGUUCCCGUCGCCGCCCGGGGAGGCCCCCAGCACCCCCAGCAGCUCAGACGAACACUUGCCCCUCAACGGCAGCCUCUUCAGCAUCGAGACCCCCCAGCCACAGAGGCAGCCAGCGCAGGACACAAAGCACAGCGCGGACAUGAGGUCCAUGCGGGAGAGAGGCAGCGUCUGCAGCAGCCGCUCCAUCAAGAAGGAGGACGACUCCUCGCAGUCCUCCACAUGCGCGGUGGACACCACCACCCAAGGGUGCCCCGAGGAGGCCACCUGGAGAGGUCGGUUCGUCCCCUCCCUGGUCCAGGGGCUCCUGGCCGUGAGCCUGACUGCCAACGCCCUCUUCACCUCGGCUUACCUGUACCAGAGCCUGCGCUGA
Pipistrellus nathusii (Nathusius's pipistrelle) is the source of this 1998-nucleotide messenger RNA. The record is from the annotation of a GenBank genome assembly. Lineage: Eukaryota; Metazoa; Chordata; Mammalia; Chiroptera; Vespertilionidae.